This is a messenger RNA of Ilex paraguariensis (yerba mate), 2451 nucleotides long. The record is from the annotation of a GenBank genome assembly. NCBI's taxonomy places the organism in Eukaryota, Viridiplantae, Streptophyta, Magnoliopsida, Aquifoliales, Aquifoliaceae.
AUGGAAAAUUCGGAGAACAAAGACUCGUCGCAGUGUGUUAGAGUUGCGGUCAAUAUUAGACCGCUGGUCACGUCGGAGCUUCUUGUUGGCUGCACAGAUUGUAUCACUGUGGUCGCCGGUGAGCCACAGGUACAAAUUGGAUCACAUGCCUUCACAUAUGACAAUGUUUUUGGCAGUGCUGGACAGUCUUCUUCGCGGAUAUUCGAUGAGUUUGUUGCUCCGCUUGUAGAUGCUCUCUUCCAUGGCUACAAUGGCACAGUUCUUGCGUAUGGCCAGACGGGGUCAGGGAAAACAUACACAAUGGGGACUAACUAUAACGGGGAAGAGCAUAAUGGUGGCAUCAUUCCCAAAGUGAUGGAGACUAUAUUCUCAAGAGUGAAUGCAAAGAAAGAAUCCACAGAGUUUCUUAUUAGAGUAUCAUUUAUUGAGAUAUUCAAGGAAGAAGUAUUUGAUCUAUUGGAUCCAAAACCACCAGUUAUUUCUAAAGGUGAUGGGGUGUCUUUGGCAAAGCUUCAUGUGCAUAGAUCUCCUAUUCAGAUUAGAGAAACUGUGAAUGGGGGGAUAACACUUGUUGGUGUGACGGAGGUAGAAGUUAGAACAAAAGAAGAAAUGGCUUCGUUUCUAUUGUGUGGUUCCUUAUCACGUGCCACUGGGAGCACAAAUAUGAACAGUCAAUCAAGUCGUUCGCAUGCCAUCUUUACAAUAUCCAUGGAGCAGAAAAGAAUUGCUAGUUGCCCACCUGGAUCGGUACAUGAUGAUUCUGGUGAUGAUAUUUUGUGUGCAAAACUUCAUUUAGUUGACCUGGCUGGUUCUGAGCGGGCGAAACGAACUGGAGCAGAUGGGUUGCGCUUACGGGAAGGCAUUCAUAUCAAUAAGGGACUGUUGGCUCUAGGGAACGUGAUUAGUGCAUUGGGCGAUGAGAAGAAGCGGAAAGAAGGAGGCCAUGAUUCUCUCGGAGGAAACUGCAAAACAGUUAUGAUUGCUUGUGUAAGUCCCGCAGACACAAAUGCAGAGGAGACGUUGAACACUUUGAAGUAUGCAAAUCGUGCUCGCAACAUUCAAAACAAAGCAAUUAUAAACCAUGAUCCAAUGGCGGCUCAAGGGCAAAGGAUGCGCAAUCAAAUUGAACAAUUGCAGGCUGAGCUUCUUUACUUUCGCGGAGAUUCCAGUGCAUCAUCUGAGGAACUUCAGAUUCUCAAGCACAAGAUUUCUUUGCUUGAAGCAAGCAAUGCAGAGCUACAGCGGGAACUACAAGAACAACGAAUCAGUUGUGAGCAUGUGAUGCGACGCGCUAUUGAUGCUCAGGUUGAAAAAGACAGUCUGAUUAUGAUAAUUGAAUCAGCUCGAAAUGGGAAAUCCUGGGAUGAGAUUGACUCUGAGUCUAAACAGGAUGUUGAUUUGGUGAAAAAAUAUGUGGGCAAAAUUCAAGAAUUAGAGGUGGAAUUGUUGCGCUUACAAAGCUCGAAUAGUUCAAGACGAAGUGAAUUUGUUGAUUACCUUGACUUGGAUAAUGAUGGGCUUCAUUCCAAAAAUCAUUUUUUCACAGUGUCCGACACAAAAACUGCAGAUAUGAGUGGUGCGAAUGAGGAUGAGGAGCAAGAGCUUGAACAUUCUUCUCUUCAAGAAAAAUUGGACAGGGAACUUAAAGAAUUGGACAAAAAAAUUGAACAAAAGGAGGCUGAGAUGAAACAUUUCACAAAUGUUGAUACCUCUGUUCUUAAACAACAUUAUGAAAGAAAAGUUCAAGAAUUAGAACAAGAAAAGAGAUCCCUACAGAAAGAGAUAGAGGAACUGAGGUUCAACCUCGCAAAUAUUUCAUCUGCUUCUGAUGAAGGCGCGGAAAAGCUGAAGGGAGAUUAUCUUCAAAAGUUGAAUGUCCUUGAAGCACAGGUAACGACAUUGAAGAAGAAACAAGAUGCACAAUCUCAACUAUCGAGACAAAAGCAAAAAAGUGAGGAGGCAGCUAAACGACUACAGGAUGAGAUUCAGAGAAUAAAAACACAAAAGGUGGUUCAAUUACAUCAAAAAAUAAAGCAAGAGUCUGAGCAGUUCAGAUUGUGGAAGACAUCACGGGAAAAGGAAGUCCUUCAGAGGGGAUGGCAGAAGAGGUUUGGUGGUGAACUUAAUGGCCGUUGUAGUGGCUACGAUGGUGGUGAUGACAGGCUAAAGAAAGAAGGAAGGAGGAACGAGUAUGAGAUGCAUAAACUGUUAGCCUUGAACCAGAGGCAAAAGAUGGUUUUGCAACGAAAAACUGAGGAAGCUUCUAUGGCUUCAAAACGACUGAAAGAGCUGUUAGAAUCUCGAAAAUCUUCAUCACGUGAAGCCUCUGGCACUGGAAAUAGCAGUGCUCCUGGAAUUCAGGCACUGAUGCAAGCAAUUGAGCACGAGCUUGAAGUUAAUGUACGAGUACAUGAAGUUCGCUUGGAGUAUGAGCGUCAAAUGGAAGAGUGA